AUGGCAACGUCCCCGUCUCCCCUCGAACUCACAGUAGCUUCGGCUCUGCUUCUCCUCUCAGCCACACCUCCCUCUCCCUCUCUGAUCUCUGCUCCGCAGUUGGGUUCUAAGGACCAGUCCCUCAAGGAUGGAAGGGAAAGAAAGAAUUGCAGAGAGAGCUUGGUGCUGAGCGAUCCCAACGCAGUGCCGCUCAAGGAAGUGUCACGCUCUGUUUCUACGUCAUGCACUUCAUCGCUCGCCAGCGAGGGAUCUUCUGAGGAUAUUCGAGCUCGUCGGCUGAGCAUCAUGGCCAUUCUGGCUCGCCGCCACGAAAUGAAGCUCAAGGUUGAUCUGAUUUCUCCUCCUGUGGCUGUGAGUACUUUGCUUUCUAAGUGUCCUUCCUCUAGUUUACCUCUGUUUAAUCUGUUUGGAUUCAUCGUCACUGCGUAUUGGUUGAAUAUGCUGAAGGAUAUGCUUGAAUCUGAUUUUUUCAACUACCGCGUCAUACGGAAGAGCCGGUCGAAGAUUCUCUAUAGCUCCGGUGGGCGGGACACCAGCUCCAGCAAGGCGGCGAUAAUAACCUCGGGAUCCGAGUCCACUGACGCAUCGUGCUUGUCGAGCAGUUCGACCGCAGGCUCAAGCGCACGAAGCCGAAGAAGCCGCUACAUUAGCAGAGGUGAGAAAAGGCUUGCUAUGGUCCACGAGGAGAUCAGGAGGAAACAUGUCAGCUCGGCUCAUAUGCGCCGCCGAGCCGACGCCAUUUUGAAAAUGCUCUCUGGCGGUUGUUCCUCUGAACUGAAGAUACGUCAAUUUCUCGGUGACAGCCCUGACACAAGCAAGGCUCUUAGAAUGUUGUUGAAGUUGGAUGAGGUGCAAAGGUCCGGCACAGGAGGACGUCAGGACCCCUAUAUUUACAAGAUAGCAUCAAAAAAUAGAGAUUAG
Molecule: messenger RNA, 921 nt
Organism: Alnus glutinosa
Lineage: Eukaryota; Viridiplantae; Streptophyta; Magnoliopsida; Fagales; Betulaceae
Exons: 5
Coding region: 1-921 (306 amino acids)
Source: RefSeq, a predicted model, not a curated record